Messenger RNA from Adineta ricciae, 1176 nucleotides. NCBI's taxonomy places the organism in Eukaryota, Metazoa, Rotifera, Eurotatoria, Adinetida, Adinetidae. The record is from the annotation of a GenBank genome assembly.
AUGUUGACAUGGUUGUUUCUACCGUUCAUGCUUCAAUAUAUCGCCACUGUUCCUGUUGGAGUUAUACAUGAUGUCUCACUGACUCUUUCGACUCCUCUUACAAUGUAUGGUACAACUCAAAAGUGUCUUUGUGAAAUGAUAACCUCAUCAAAUAUUUCAGCAUUCAAUUAUUUUUCAAAUAGUACUUGUCAAAUUUUUUCAAAAACAUCAAUAACAAAUACAGCAAUCGAUACCACCCAAAUCACUACUAAUGAUAUAUUAUCAACCUUACCUUCUAUAAGCAUUUCCUCUACAAGAACAUCAAUGUCUAGUAAAAUGUCCAUUGUCUAUACGACGGAGUCAACGAUUCUCAGUUUUGUCGUAGCUGGUACCGGCAUAGCAGGUUCUUCUAUGACACAGUUGAAUGCGCCAAAUGCUGUUUUUGUUACUGCAGAUGAAAUUCUUUGCGUAGCCGAUUACUAUAAUAAACGUAUACAAGUAUUCUAUCCUAAUAAUACAACAGCCGCAUUUUCUCAAAAAGUGUUGGGUUCACCAAAUAGUGUCUAUGCUGUUAAUUCGUCAAAUUUCUAUGUAACUGAAGCUAUAGGAAGCAAUGGUCGUGUUUCAAGAUGGCCUUCAAACCAAACUAUAUAUGUAGAUACGUCUACUUAUGGUAUAACAAUGGAUAGUCAGAGGAAUUUAUACAUAUCAUCACGUUAUAAUAAAGUUACUCUUUGUGAUAUGAUAUCAAACACAAAUACCAUUAUCAUACCAACAUCUGCAGGUCUCAGCCAAUCCCGGCAUAUAUAUUUAGAUGAAGAAAAGCAAUCGCUUUACAUAGCAGAUACAGCAAAUCAUCGUAUUGUCAAAUUUCAAUUAAAUACAAGCAUUUUAACGGUUGUAGCAGGUGGAAAUGGAGUAGGUACGGCUGCUAAUCAACUUAACAAUCCGGCAGGUGUUUGUGUAUCAAAACGACAUAGUACUAUUUAUGUAGCCGAUACAUUUAAUAAUCGAAUUCAAAAAUGGAUGAUCAAUGGAACUGUUGGUGUGACUAUCUUUGGUAAUGCAAAUGGCACAUCCGGAAGUGGAGGUCGAGAGCUGAAUGCGCCUUAUUCAAUAACUAUCAAUGCCGACGGAACAUUUCUUUAUAUAGCUGACACUAAUAAUCAUAGGAUUCUACGACUUUCAAUAGUCUAA